GGACGCUGGUGCCCCCACCCCUCGCCACGCCAAGGUAGGCACCGUCGAUUGAGCGGGCCGACAUUUUUUGCCGCCAGCCUGGUCACCACCUUCCAGCUGGUUGCGCCAACCGCAGCACCUGCAGCAACCACCGUCUCUGCUCGAGUCCCCGAUCACACUCACCCACACACAUCAUGUCCGAACGACCCAUGCACCGAGGCGGGGGACGCGGAGGCGGAGGCGGCAACUUCCGCGGCGGGCGCGGCGGCGGCCGGGGAGGAGGCGCCCACGGCCCGGGCGGCGACAAGACAGGCGGCGACAAGGGCAGCGAGCGGCCCAAGAAGGAGAACAUUCUCGACCUCGCCAAGUACAUGGACAAGCAGAUCACGGUCAAGUUCAACGGCGGCCGCGAGGUCACCGGCACCCUCAAGGGCUACGACGCGCUCAUGAACCUGGUCCUCGACGACGUCAAGGAGACGAUGCGCGGUACGUGCCGUCGACUGACCCAUCGGACGCUUUGCCCGUGCCCUGCACUCCCUCCCCUUCCUCCCUUCUCCUUGACCCAUCCGUCGGUCAUCGCAGCGACGGCCCUCGCAGACCACAGCGCUAACCCUGUGUGUGCCGACCCCCAGACGAUCAAGGAAACGAGUCCUCCCGAUCCCUCGGCCUGGUCGUCGCCCGCGGCACACUCCUCGUCGUCAUCACCCCCGUCGACGGCAGCGAAGUCAUCGCCAACCCCUUUGCCCAGCCCGACGACGAGUCUUGAGCGUGGGAAGGAGAUCACCUCGCCUCCCUCUCUCUUUUUUUCCACGCGCGCAAUACGUAGCAGCUCCGGAUAUCGCGGGAGCUGUUGAUCGAACAGCAAACGGUGGUUCUUGUCCUUCAUCGGCUGAAGUGGCACCUGCUGGACCACGCAGACGAAGAAGCAGAGAGAUAAUUCGCCUCUGUUGGAAGGCGCGUGACGACUGGCGCAUCAACCACCUGCGGCCGAGGCUCGCUGCAUACUUGAGGACCAGGCUAUGGGAUUGGCACGGCGAGACCGCGACUGCCAACCCCACGAAACGGGCAUAAGAUCAGGAUGGAUGGAUGGAGUAGGGUACGACCCUGCGGCUGUUCAUAACCGCGCUCACGUACCUGGGCCACGCUCUGUUGGUCACAUCCCCACCGAGCUCAGUGGUGCCUUUUCACGUUGUGAAUAAUACUACUGCUAUUCGACUGCUUCUGCGCUUCCUUGUACACUUUACUUUGCUGGGGGCCAAGAUCCCUCCUCGUUCCCGG
Molecule: messenger RNA, 1257 nt
Organism: Purpureocillium takamizusanense
Lineage: Eukaryota; Fungi; Ascomycota; Sordariomycetes; Hypocreales; Ophiocordycipitaceae
Gene: lsm7
Product: U6 snRNP-associated protein Lsm7
Exons: 1
Coding region: 174-833 (219 amino acids)
Cellular component (GO): U12-type spliceosomal complex; Lsm1-7-Pat1 complex; U6 snRNP
Molecular function (GO): RNA binding
Source: RefSeq, a predicted model, not a curated record